Ahaetulla prasina is the source of this 1677-nucleotide messenger RNA. RefSeq names its product SPRY domain containing 7 (gene SPRYD7). The coding region runs from base 367 to 978 and encodes 203 amino acids. Gene Ontology annotation, molecular function: protein binding. The transcript has 6 exons. The record is from RefSeq and is a predicted model, not a curated record. Lineage: Eukaryota; Metazoa; Chordata; Lepidosauria; Squamata; Colubridae.
ACAUCCGCGCAAGCUGCCCAGAAAGGCCAUUUUCACGUGGUUAAGACUACACCUUAACGUCAUGACGUAGAUGGGCGGAGCUUGGAUUUCUGCUUCUCCUCCAAUCACGUUUGAAGUGGCUUUUUCCUCGCCUCGUCUUCUCUGCUGAAACUGGAGAAGGAGGGGCUGUCUCUUCUGUGCCUGUGAAUUGUGUGGCCCGUUCUAUGAAGAGGGACCUUCCUGGUAAAGGAGAAACUCAGCCUGCUGAGUUUGCGUGGAGCGCCUACCCCGCACAUGGCGGCCUUCACCAAUCAGCCGCCAGGAACCGAAAGUGUGUGGAGCAAAGCUGAAGCCGCCUCCUCUUGAAGGUAGAGCGGCCAAGCAACCAUGGCGGCAGGGGCGGCCUCGGGCUCGGUGUGGUGUUGCCUGCGCUGGGCUUGGUGCGGAGAAGGCAGCGCCGGGCACAUCCCUCUCAAGGAGAUGCCGUCGGUGCUGCUGGACACGCAACAGAUGGGAACAGAUGUUGUCGUCGUAAAAAAUGGACGACGAGUAUGUGGUACAGGGGGAUGCUUAGCUAAUGCUCCUUUGCAUCAGAACAAGAGCUAUUUUGAGUUUAAAAUCCAGUCUACAGGAAUCUGGGGUGUUGGAGUUGCAACUCAGAAAGUCAACUUGAACCAAAUUCCUCUUGGGAAUGAUGUAAAUAGUCUAGUUCUGAGAAAUGAUGGAACUCUUUACUACAACAGUGAAGAAAAGAACAGAUUGCCAGCAAACAGUCUGCCACAGGAGGGUGAUGUUGUAGGAAUUACAUAUGACCAUGUAGAACUAAAUGUUUAUUUAAAUGGAAAAAAUAUGCACUGUCCAGCCUCAGGAAUCAGAGGAACAGUCUUCCCUGCAGUCUAUGUUGAUGAUAGUGCCAUUUUGGAUUGUCAGUUCAGUGACUUCUGUCAUGCUCCUCCUGCAGGUUUUGAAAAGAUACUCUUUGAACAGCAGAUUUUCUGAAGGCUCCUAUUGCAGAUUAACUAGCACUUUUUACAACCCAUUCUUUCAAACUUCACAUUAUUCCCAGAAUACUAAUGUUGUAUUUGAUCAGUCUAAUGUUUGGGAAAAUAUCAGUUUAUCUGGAAACUAUGUUGCUGGUUUAGAUUUAUCUACUGUUUGUGAUAUGAUAAUAUUUGUAUUUGAUGUAAAGGGACACAGCUGACAGUAUUUAGUGACCAUGGACUCUUAAGAAUGCUGUAUAAUAUGCUAUACAGUAAAAGUUGUUUGUAAAUGUCACAUUUCCAUAAAAUAGCAGAGUCUAAUAGUUUUUCAACAAUGUUUCUCUAAUAUAUGUAGUAAUUAGAGAAAAUAAUUUUGAGGUUAACAACAAACAGUGAAAAUAUUGAUACCUCUUAUCCUUUUUAAACACUGGGGUUCUAACAUUUAUUUCUAACCAUUUGUGUUAAAAUUAGAAUAAAUUGUUGCCUGUUAAAAACCAGGCUGCUAAUACCUAUCAUAGGAAAGCUCUCAAUGGAACAAACGAAGUAGUACUGAAAAGCCUGUUAUUUGUUGUGAUAAAGCUUUAUUUUUUUAAUUCUUUAUUACAUUUUUGGAAUUCUCCAAAAAUAUAAAAUGUACAAACUACUCUUCUGUUUGUUGUUAUGGUUAUUUUAAAUUGCUUUUCUUGUGCACUGAGGAUAUAUAUAUAUAUAUAUAUAU